GACCCAUAAUAUUUUUCUAACCCUGAUCGGAACCCGCGGCGUCUACUUAACUCUGAUCGGAACCUGACUUGCCUGGCAAAAGCAGCCCAGCUGCCACCAACAUCUCCAUCUUUGAGAGUUGGUCUCACCUUUAAAUACCAAACAGGCAAAUCUUUAUUUAUAAAACGGCCAUGGGUUCCUUCCUGAGUUCCAACAACUUCAGUAAGGAAGAUAUUCAAUUGGCUCUUGACAAGGUCAAGCAGAUCGUUUCCUCCAUACCCGUUGUUGUCUUCAGUAAAACCUAUUGUGGUUAUUGCAAUAGGGUUAAGCAGCUGCUUACUCGGUUGGGAGCUUCUUACAAGACCAUUGAAUUGGAUGAAGAAAGUGAUGGUGGUGAAAUGCAAGCAGCUCUGGCCGAGUGGACUGGGCAGACGACUGUACCUAAUGUGUUCAUUGGAGGGACACAUAUUGGUGGCUGUGAUUCUGUUGUAGCCAAGCAUCAAGCAGGUCAGCUUGUGAAUCUCCUUACAAAUGCUGGUGCCAUUACCAUCAAUCUCGACGCAUGAGAUCAACCCUUUAUGCAGAGAGCAAAUAGCAAUCUUCUUUCCAAGGAGUCCUACUAGACUUUAUAAUAGUUUCCAAUAGCCAAUAGAUAAAUGUAUGUACCCGACUGGUGAACAGUGUGUGGUUCUUGCAAUAUGCCUGA
Molecule: messenger RNA, 685 nt
Organism: Hibiscus syriacus
Lineage: Eukaryota; Viridiplantae; Streptophyta; Magnoliopsida; Malvales; Malvaceae
Product: glutaredoxin-like
Exons: 4
Coding region: 171-545 (124 amino acids)
Biological process (GO): cellular response to oxidative stress
Cellular component (GO): cytoplasm
Molecular function (GO): glutathione disulfide oxidoreductase activity
Source: RefSeq, a predicted model, not a curated record